Nematolebias whitei (Rio pearlfish) is the source of this 900-nucleotide messenger RNA. Its product is annotated as trafficking regulator of GLUT4 1. NCBI's taxonomy places the organism in Eukaryota, Metazoa, Chordata, Actinopteri, Cyprinodontiformes, Rivulidae. The record is from RefSeq and is a predicted model, not a curated record. Bases 16 to 558 code for a protein of 180 amino acids. The transcript is spliced from 3 exons. Gene Ontology annotation, cellular component: membrane.
UCCCAUCUCUCAGCGAUGGCCAUCAACACGGAUGCCGCCUUUGGGAAAAGCGCCCUCGGCGACAGAGAAGUUUCCAACCCGACCGACUUCCAGGACACGGAGAAGCUGCUGAGCACCGCCAUGGCCGAGCCCACCGGGGAGACCAACCUCAAACCGUCCGACUCCUUCUCCCUGAACGUGAGAGGGAGCGUCCGGUCCCUGGACGCGGAGCAGGACGGCCACAGGUCCCCGCUGAAGUCGGGCUCCGUCGGGCAGCUGUCCGCCCCACCCAGAUCCACCUCCCGGAUCAGCCUGGGCCAGCUGUCCUCCCCGGUGCCGCCCGGGUCCGCGCCCUCCUUCUACCUCUGGCUGGCCGUGUUCUCCUGCUUCUGCCCCGCGCCGCCCUUCAACAUCUUCGCCCUGUGGUACGCACUCGUGUCCAGGUCAGUUCUCCACACAGGAGACAUUGAUGGAGCACGGAAGUACCAGCGUCUAUCAGUGCUGCUCAGCACUCUGUCAAUACCAAUGGGUGUGGCUGUGAUCAUCUUCAUAGUGUAUACUUUAGAGAACCGGCCAUGAACUGUGGGAUGGAAAGAGUCUCCUGCUUCAGAGGAGCUCGGAUUUGCACAGAAGAAAGAGGAGGAGGAGGAUUGUCAUUUUUGGAAGAUGCAAAAAGCACAAAAUCUGGGAUGAAAACCAUCUUGAGAGAAUCCAGAGUCCAACUUAUUUUUCCCCCUUUAUGGACAAACUCAGGAGUCAAAGGAGGAGCAGGGAGUGAAGGUUUUGUGUUGGACUGUAAAUCUGUGGAGGCGAACCUGUCGACUGAAGUAAUGGAGCACAGAUGCACAUUUCUCCUUCCUCUCACAGCCACUAAAAAAACAAACAAAAAUAUAUACUGUAUAAUCGAAAGCUUUAAAAAAA